Ipomoea triloba (trilobed morning glory) is the source of this 1437-nucleotide messenger RNA. RefSeq names its product transcription factor bHLH71-like. NCBI's taxonomy places the organism in Eukaryota, Viridiplantae, Streptophyta, Magnoliopsida, Solanales, Convolvulaceae. Gene Ontology annotation, molecular function: RNA polymerase II cis-regulatory region sequence-specific DNA binding; protein dimerization activity; DNA-binding transcription factor activity, RNA polymerase II-specific. The coding region runs from base 305 to 1276 and encodes 323 amino acids. Gene Ontology annotation, biological process: regulation of transcription by RNA polymerase II. The transcript has 3 exons. The record is from RefSeq and is a predicted model, not a curated record.
AGGGGAGCAAAGCAAAAGAAAGAAAGAAAAAAAACUUUCAACAAAUCUCUCUCUUUUUCUCUCUUUCUAACUGAGAAACGAACAGACAAAGCCCAUAUUGCCUCCUUCCCUAUAAAAUAAUUCAAAUCUUUUUCUCUUCUUCUCACAUAUCAGAGCUACAAAAAAGAUGAAGAAGAAGAAAGCCACCCGAGACUGCAUUGUAGUAUUAUUGGGAUACUGAAAACCCUUUUUCUGUUUCUUUCCCUUUACUAGCAGAUAAUGAAAGUUGGAGUUUUAGUUGCCCAGAAGAAAACCUUUAAUUUCCAUGGCUUUAGAAGCGCUGUCUACUAAUGAGCUCUUUAACCUUAUAAUCUACGAUACUUUUUCGGCGACCCCUUUGUCUCACAACGACGCUUCUGAAACUACCAAUCUUGCGGCGGCGGUGGGCCCCAAGCCAGCUCCUCAAGACCUCGGCGGCGGUUUAGAGGGCUGUUCUUCCAUGCCGGCGUGGCGGCGCCGCCAUUCCGUUGGGGGAGAGAUGAUAACCCCACAGUCCCGGCCGCAGCAAAACUUGGCGGUGCAAGGCGGCGGCCGGAAAAAGCGGCGGAGACGGCCCAAGAUUUGCAAGAACAAGGAGGAGGCUGAGACCCAGAGGAUAACUCACAUUGCCGUCGAGAGAAACCGCCGCAAACAGAUGAAUGAACACCUCGCCGUGCUCCGCUCCCUCAUGCCGGAAUCUUAUGUUCAAAGGGGUGACCAAGCCUCAAUAGUUGGGGGCGCCAUAGAGUUUGUGAAGGAGCUGGAACACCUCUUGCAAUCCCUAGAAGCUCGCAAGUUCCAACUGCUACACGGCGGCGGAGGCGACGGCGGAGGAGGAGCGACGACCACCGCCGACUGCGGCGGCGGCGGCGAGUUCCUCGCAAACCCAUUCUCGCAGUUUUUCUCGUACCCACAAUACACAUGUUCGCCGCAGCUCCCCAACAAGUACAUCUCGAAGAGCAAGGCCGCUAUUGCGGACAUAGAAGUUACCUUAAUCGAAACGCAUGCAAAUAUUCGAAUUUUGUCGAUGAGAAGAGUCCGGCAACUUUCUAAGAUAGUGGCUACCUUUCAGAAUAUGUGCCUUUCUACGCUUCACUUGAACGUCACCACUUUAGACUCUUUGAUUCUCUAUUCAAUUAGCGCUAAGGUGGAAGAAGGUUGCCAGUUGAACAGUGCUGACGAGAUAGCAGGAGCAGUUCACCACAUGCUCAGAAUAAUAGAGGAGGAAGAUACCCUAAGUACUUGCCAAGCUGUGUAGGCCAUAGCCCAUUAUCUCUUUGUUCCAAUGUUUAAUGUAGUUCCAAUCUAUGAAUAUGAAUCAACCUCUGUCUGUACCAUGGUUGCUUAGAUUUCUUAUCCUUGUAAGUACAAAAAAAAGGGCUAGUUUUUGUUAAUGCUACAAUUAUAUAUUAGCGUCUU